This is a messenger RNA of Neoarthrinium moseri, 2328 nucleotides long. RefSeq lists its product as uncharacterized. Gene Ontology annotation, biological process: glucan catabolic process. Gene Ontology annotation, molecular function: beta-glucosidase activity. Bases 1 to 2328 code for a protein of 775 amino acids. The record is from RefSeq and is a predicted model, not a curated record. The transcript is spliced from 8 exons. NCBI's taxonomy places the organism in Eukaryota, Fungi, Ascomycota, Sordariomycetes, Amphisphaeriales, Apiosporaceae.
AUGCUGCGCUCCAUUUCCCUCUGCGCCUCGCUGCUUCUGGCGUCCGCGCAAGCACAAUAUAGCAACGGCAGCACGCCGCUGUACAAGAACCCCAAUGCACCCAUAGAGGAGAGGGUCGAAGACCUCCUCGGUCGAAUGACCAUCGAGGAGAAGACGUCGCAGCUGGUCCAGGGUGACAUUAGGAAUUGGCUCAAUAUUACCGACGGAACCUUCAACGAGACGGGCUUGCAAUGGAGCAUGCAGAAGAGAGGCGGCUCAUACUACGUAGGACUCCCGAUCUCUUGGGAGCUGCUCAGCGAUCAUGUCAAAAUCGGCCAGGACUACGUAACAGAGAAUACGACGCUCGGCAUACCCCCUUGGGUUCAGAGCGAAGGCAUCCACGGCUUUCUGAUCCCCAAUGGCACGAUUUUCAACUCGCCGAUCGCUUACGCAUGCUCGUUCAACCCGGCCUUGGUGGAGAAAAUGGCAUUAGCUAUAGCGCAGGAGUCACUGGCUCUAGGUGUGAACAACAUCUUUGCUCCUCUGGCAGAUAUCGCGCGCGAACUCCGCUUUGGUCGUGUCGAGGAGACCUUUGGAGAGGACCCCUAUCUCACGGGUGAACUGGCCUACUCCUUCGUCAAAGGUCUGCAAUCCGGUGGAGUAGCAGCAAUGGUUAAGCAUUUUGCUGCCUUUGCAACUCCUGAACAAGGCAUCAACACCGGCCCCGUCCACGGCGGCAAGCGAGAGUUAUUGACGACCUAUCUCCCAUCCUUCAAGCGCGCGAUCAUUGACGCAGAGGCGUUGUCCAUCAUGGGCGCCUAUAGCGCCUACGACGGAGUACCCGCCGUUUCUGAUAGAUACAUGCUGACGGAAAUCCUCCGGGAACAAUGGGGUUAUAAGUACCUCGUCAUGAGCGAUGCUGGCGGUACUGACCGUCUCUGCAAUGCGUUCUUUAUGUGCGAAAAUAACCCGAUUGACUCUGAGGCAGUUGUCAACUUCGCGCUGCCGGCCGGUACCGAUGUGGAGAUGGGCGGAGGUUCUUACAACUAUGAGAAGAUACCGGACAUGGUGGCAUCCGGCAAGCUUUCCCUCGAUGUUGUUGAUGAAGCUGUACGAAGACAACUGCGGGCCAAGUUCAAGAUUGGACUAUUCGAGCGGCCUUACGCGGGUGUUCCAGCAGAGGAGCAGUCUAAGUACAUUAACACGCCCGAGACCAUCGCUAUUGCCCGCGAGCUUGAUGCCGAAUCCAUUGUGCUGCUUGAGAACCACGAGAACGUCCUACCGUUGAGCAAGAGCGCCAAUGUUGCUGUUGUUGGACCCAUGGCUCACGGCUUCAUGAAUUACGGCGACUAUGUCCCCUAUCAAGCUUCCUUGAGGGGCGUUACUCCACUUGAUGGUAUCAAGGCAGCCAGUUCCGGAACCGUAACCUACGCCAAGGGUUGCGAGAGAUGGUCUUCCGACGAGUCCGGAUUUGCAGAAGCCGUCGCUGCUGCUGAGGGUGCUGAUGUUGCUGUCGUAGUUGUUGGCACCUGGAGUCGGGACCAGAACGAGCUGUGGGCUGGCUUGAACGCAACGACUGGUGAGCACAUUGAUACCAAUGAUCUCCAUCUGGUUGGUGCUAUGCCGAAGCUAGUCAAGGCAAUCAUCGACACGGGCAAGCCCACAGUCGUCGUCUUCAGCUCAGGAAAGCCAGUCACUGAGCCAUGGAUCAGCGAUGAAGCUGCGGCCUUGGUCCAACAGUUCUAUCCCUCGGAGCAAGGAGGCAACGCGCUGGCAGACAUCUUGUUCGGAGACGUCAACCCGUCCGGCAAACUCUCGAUUGGAGUUCCCGUCGAUGUGGCCAACACGCCUUCGUACUAUGAUUAUCUCAACUCGGGCCGGUCUUGGCCCAACCCCGGUGAGAUCUACGCCAACGGAAGCAUGAAAUUCGGAAGCAACUAUGUUCUGUCCACACCUAUUCCCUUGUAUGAGUUCGGUUACGGUCUCUCCUAUAGUACAUUCGAUUAUGCGAACCUCGUACUAUCUCAGAGCACGGCGUCGACCAGCGAUACGGUUACCGUCUCGGUCGAUGUGACCAAUAACUCGACACGUGACGGUAGUGAGGUCAUCCAGCUGUAUGUGAAGGAUCUUAUCAGCAGCGUGGUCGUGCCCAACAUCCAGCUCAAGGGCUUCGCUAAGGUCGCUAUCAAGGCCGGCGAGACCGAGACAGUCAAGUUGGAUCUCAAGGUGCAGGACCUCGGUCUAUGGGACAUCAACUACAACUACGUAGUCGAGCCAGGCAACUUUAGCGUGAUCGUGGGAAGUUCCAGUGCAGACCUGAGGGCUAAUACCACCUUGACUGUAGCCUAA